Messenger RNA from Punctularia strigosozonata HHB-11173 SS5, 776 nucleotides. RefSeq lists its product as uncharacterized. The record is from RefSeq and is a predicted model, not a curated record. The transcript is spliced from 2 exons. Bases 23 to 394 code for a protein of 123 amino acids. NCBI's taxonomy places the organism in Eukaryota, Fungi, Basidiomycota, Agaricomycetes, Corticiales, Punctulariaceae.
GCCGCUUUGGUCCGUCAACGAUAUGCUAUCCUCAUACCCCAAACCCUCUGUCGAUGCUGCCACCCUUCGCAAACUUCACGACCUAUCUGCUCUUAUCUCCCCUGAAGAAGGGACAGAUGCCCAUGCAGCCCUCACACGCGAUAUGGAGGACCUAGUAAAACUUGUCGAGGCAGUCAAGUUAGUGGACCUCAAGGAGUCAUCUGCAUUAGACGGUAGAGAACAGACCAACUCUGUGCCUGAUGGCCGUAUCUGGCCCAAGGGGGAGGGUAUGAUUCUCAAUGCCGAAGAAUGGACUGGGACACCGGAACAGGAGGAAUGUGGUACUGCGCUCCUGGGGCAUGCGUCUCGUACGGCACAAGGUCUAUAUGCGGUGGACGCCGACAGGCAUCGAUGAUUCCACGUACAUGAAUAAUCGUGAGGCACGGUGGCUCGCACUUUUCGCGGCUCCAGCUACAUGCGUGAUGCAACACCCGACACCAAUAGACACAGGUAGACACUCAAUAUUGUCAAAUAGCCGAAAGGGCAGACUCGUCGGCCGGUCCUUCCGCACAUUCCGAGGGUGCAGUUCGCGAUGGUGAAUUCGAACUUGAGGAGGCGAUAUAACCCUGAAGACACAGUCUACUUCAAGCGCUGCCACGGGGUCGAUGAAGGAGGGACAGAGUUGCUGAGGGAGAUCGUGCCGAAUGCGUCUUUGAAGAGAGUUACUGAUGUUAUUCUUACCGAUGUUCUAACGUAGAUGAUUAAAUAGCUGCAUAGCUGCAUAGCUGCAGGUUACC